Messenger RNA from Galendromus occidentalis (western predatory mite), 514 nucleotides. RefSeq lists its product as uncharacterized. Lineage: Eukaryota; Metazoa; Arthropoda; Arachnida; Mesostigmata; Phytoseiidae. Bases 49 to 504 code for a protein of 151 amino acids. The record is from RefSeq and is a predicted model, not a curated record. The transcript has 3 exons.
CACGCCUUCGGACUUAUCCCUCAAGACUGUUCUCCGUCUUGCUUGAAGAUGCUUACCUUCGGAUUAAUGAUGGUCCUGUUUGUCGCUUCGGUAUUCGCUCACCGAAGAGUCGACGUGAACCUCCACGUCCAGAAUCAGCACGUGACGAACUUGGCCCUCCCGGUCGAGAGACCAGUGGUGACAAUAGAAGACUUUGAGAUCCCCACGGUACCGGAAGCUGUUUUCCUUGAAAGAAAGAAAUAUAUCCCAAGAUUCAGUCUGCUCAGCUCGAGCCAAAUCAGCGAGAGAACCGACUCUCUGGAAUCGUGGGUUCGAGAUUUGAACGGGAAUUUCGGCCGCAGACCUGUGUGCAGGAGGCAAGCCUGUCACACCUUCGGCUUCGAUCUACGAAGGCAUUGCUGCGAACUCACUGGAGUUUGCUGCCCUCAUCCCCAUCUGCAUCAUCGUCAUCACCGCGACUUGAGCAUACGCUCACCCGUCGUGGACGUCGUACGGGAUGAGUGAAGUGCUCGGG